Molecule: messenger RNA, 846 nt
Organism: Ostreococcus lucimarinus CCE9901
Lineage: Eukaryota; Viridiplantae; Chlorophyta; Mamiellophyceae; Mamiellales; Bathycoccaceae
Product: DMT family transporter: GDP-mannose
Exons: 1
Cellular component (GO): Golgi apparatus
Molecular function (GO): GDP-fucose transmembrane transporter activity; antiporter activity
Source: RefSeq, a predicted model, not a curated record
AUUAUCGUUUUAUACUGCGCCAUCGGUAGCUCGCUGAGCGUUUUAAACAAGGUAGCGGUGACGAUGAUACCGGCACCGAACUUCAUCUUGUUUUGCCAGUUCGCGGCGACGACGUUGCUUUUGCUCGCGGCGCACGGUUUGAAAUUAGUCACCGUGGAGCCGCUCACAAAGGAGAUUGCGUUGGCGUUCCUGCCCCUCACGUUGAGCUUUUUCGCGCUGUUACUGGCUGGCAUGGAGGUGAUGCAGCGCGCACCGUUAGAAACAUUCAUCGCGGUCAAGUCGCUGACGCCGGUGGUGUUUUCGUUGAAUGAAUAUCUGUUCCUAGGUCGAGCGCUGCCGACACCCAAGUCGGCGCUCGCGCUGGUGGGCAUCGUCGUCGGGGCGGUAUUUUACGUGAAUCUAGACAUCUUCUCCACGGCGACCGCGUACGCGUUCUGCGCACUCUUCAUCGUCGCCGCGGUGUCGGAAGGCUUGAUCGCCAAGCAUACGAUUGAUAAGAUUCCGCUCAACAACUGGUCGAGGUCGUUCAACAUCAACGUGCUGAGCAUCCCGCUCGCCGUGGUGCUGUUUGCGCUCUCUGGCGAGAGCACGGCGCUCAUGGACACAACAUUAACGUCGAAGGCACUUGGUGUUUUAACUGCGACGUGUUUCAUGGGACUGGGAAUGAGUUUUUCGACGAUGUGGAUCCGCGAGACGCUCUCCGCGACUUCAGUCUCCGUCGUGGCGACGUGCAACAAGUUCAUCUCCGAACUCGUCAAUUGGAUGAUUUGGGAUAAGCACACGACCAUCGAAGGAACGUACGCGAUUUUAGCAAUCAUGACGUGCGGUAUAUUCUACGAGCAAGCU